AGAACACUGCACGUGUCCACAGUUCCUACUCUGUGCUGUCGUGCUACGGAUCACGAAUUCUAACAUUUGACGAUCGCUCGAAAAGCGAGCAGAGGUUUUAGUCAGACCAUCGUUGUGGGCAAACUAGGGGAGUUAACUAGCUGUUGCUUUAGACUAUGCUAUGUAUUCAUUACCUAGCUAGCUAAUUACUUUGUUGUUAAACAGGAUUGGAUGACGUUCCAGACUCACUGUGUCUUAAAAGCGUUUGUUUACACAUUUAUGAAUUCGAUUUCAACAUCGCGGGGUGAGCUACAAAUAGCUUACAGUUAUGAUUUUAGAGAAGCUAUCAAGAGCAAACUUCGUUCUUCGCUCGAGGAAGGCCUUUGUAAGGCAGGCGCACUCCGCCGUGCCACCUCAGCCUGUGCCGCCGCUGGCCCAGACUCUGCAGCGUUACCUGCGGGCUCUGGAGCCACUGUUACCGUCCGAUGAACUGGAGCACACUCAGAAGAUGGUACAGCGUUUCGGUAGCCCCGGAGGUCUGGGCGAAAGAUUACAGAAAGGCCUGGACAAGCGAGCCAGACACACCCACAACUGGAUUACAGACUGGUGGAUACAGUGGGCUUACCUGGAGAGCCGGCAGCCUCUAGCAGUUCACUCCAACCCUGCCAUCUCCCUUCCCAGACGGGACUUCUCUGACUGGAGGGGCCAGCUAGUGUUUGCAUCCAAGCUCAUUUCUGCUGUGCUGGACUUCAAGGCCAGAGUUGACAGUGGCCGUUUGUCAGUGGAGUAUAUGCGGGGCAGGCCGUUGUGUCUGGAGCUCUUCCCUCAGCUCUUCUCGUCCUGUCGGGUUCCGGGCCCGAAGCACGACCACGUGGUUCACUAUGGCAGACCCCGUCGUGGCCCGACCCACAUCACCGUGGUGCGCAACUACCAGUUUUUCCAGCUAGAUGUGUACAACAGUGACGGCACUCCGCUCACUCAGAGUCAGAUCCAUGCUCAGCUCUGCCGAAUUCGCUCCCAGUCAUGGAAGACUGAUAAGGAGCCCAUGGGAAUUCUGACCAGCGAGCACCGCCACACCUGGGGCCAGGCGUACAACCGGCUGCUGCAAGAUAAGGUUAAUAAGGAGUCAGUGAGGCUGAUUGAGAAAGGGCUCUUCACUCUCUGCCUUGACUCUCCUGUCAUGAGGAUCUCUGAUGAGAAGUAUGCAAGCCGAAUGGCAGCUCAGAUCUUGCAUGGAGGAGGGACUUAUUCGAACAGUGGGAACCGAUGGUUUGAUAAAACAUUACAGUUUGUGAUAGGAGAAGAUGGUUCGUGGGGACUCUUGUAUGAACAGGCGACUGCUGAAGGCCCUCCAAUAGCCACACUCCUGCACCACAUUCUGCAGUACUGUAAAAAAGCUGAUACAGUGCGAGCUCCUCUCAUCCCUCUGCCAAUGCCCAAGAAGCUCUACUUUUACAUUGACCCAGCCAUCAAAUGGGACAUUGAAAUGGCCAAGCAGAACCUUGACAUCCUCAUCAAUGACCUGGACAUCACCUGCUUUAACUUCCAGCGCUUUGGGAAGGAGUUCCCCAAACAGUUUAUCCUCAGUCCCAAUUCCUUCAUACAGUUGGCCAUCCAGCUGGCGUACUACAGAGUGCACAGUGAGGUGUGCGCCACAUGUGACAUUGCCUCGCUUAGAAUGUUCCGGGGAGGACGCACAGACUACAUCCGUUCUCCGACCAAUCAGAUGCUGAGCUUCAUUCAAGCAUUUGAUGAUCCCUCUGUCUCUAGAGAGGCCAAGGUUGAACUGCUUAGAGAGGCAGUGGAGACGUACAGUCAGCUCACAGACCAGGCGCUUCAGGGCCAGGGUAUAGAUCGCCACCUACUGGGCCUGAAAUUGCAGGCCAUUGAGGAGGGACUGAGUGUGCCCAGGAUGUUCAUGGACACAGCCUAUGGACUGGCUACCCACUUUAAGCUGCGGACUGGACAGGUCCCCACUAAUACGGACAGCGUCAUGUGCUUUGGACCUCUGGUUCCGGACGGGUAUGCCGUGUGCUACAACCCACAGUCAGACCACGUUCACUUCUCCGUCACUGCCUUCAACUGCUGCGAAGAGACCAACGCAGAGCACCUGGCUCUUACACUCGAGAGUGCCCUAUGUGACCUCCAGGAGUUACUGCAGCCUUCUCCAUAGAGCAGCGGUCAGCUUUCAGUUGGAGCAGGACUGAGCUUUAACACCUCCCUAAUAUCCUCCUUUCUGUCUAGUUUUCAAGAGGACUACCCAAGAGUCCAGUCCGGAGGAGUAUAUAAACACAGCAUUAUCUAGUGUUGUUUAAGGCACAUUAACGGGGGGCGCUCAACAAACUUUGCCAUUAAAACUUGAAGAGUAUUUGUAGUUAGUGAUAGAAAUUCACACCUUAAGUAGUGAAUCCCAGGCUCCCAUGGGUUAGUGAGCCCUUUCUUUUCAGGAGUGGUUGGAGAUGCUUCCUCAUUUGCUGUAUGACCAGCAGUAAUCCGGUAAUGACCUGCAAGCCAACGCCUCAAUAUUUUAGUAGUAGUAUUUAUAUAUAUAUAUAUAUAUAUAUAUAUAUAUAUAUAUAUAUAUAUAUAUAUAUAUAUAUAUAUAUCUGUCUGCCUGCCUGCAGAUAUAAAUAUUUCAUGCUGUUGAAAUUGCCAUGUGUACCAUUCAUGAUUACCCCUGAUUUUUCUUAAGUUAGCAGUACAUAUCUGAUUUGAUGUUUUUGCCAUGACACUAUUUCACCAUGGUCAUUUAUUUAUCUAGCCAGUGUUAUUGGCUCAGGUUUCACCUCAUAACACUUGUUUUAUAAAAGGGGGGAAUGAAAUAGCUGGAAGCUCUAUUGCUGAUCUCCCUGUAAGGAAGGUAAAACGCAUCCUAUCUGACAGCAUGGCUUGUGUCUUGUUAGCAAGUGACCUGUUGUGUGAAACAGCUGUGGGACGUGUAGGUUCAGCAUCUACACAUGAGCACUAGAGGGCGCUGAGGAGACAACCCACCCGAAGGCUGAGUAAAUGACUGCAUCAGAUAGACUGAACAGUAGUGUAGUACAGUCGAGCUUGAGAAAUGCUACACCUAUAGUCAAGCACAGCAUGUCUAAUUCAAACAGCGGUGAGCGGUGAAAUGAUGUAAUUCACUGUACUCCUUUAGCUGCUGUGACUGCACUCUUCCUGACUGGAAUGCGUCUGAGGAAAGUCACAUGGAACCUUUAUUGCAGUGCAUUAUGGGAUGUCUACCUACAUCUAAAAAUAUCUAAAAUGUGGCCUUGGAAUUGUUCUUGUUUGGAAAACAGUAGCUUUUGUGCAGUUUGAAUGUGUGCUUUUUUUUGGGGGGGGGGGGAUAACCUACAUUUAAUCGUUCACCUGUUUUCUAAUCACAUAUGGAAAGGUUUAAUAAAUAGUAUGCCAAUCUGAGCUUUUGUUCAAAUCUGUGUCGAUUCACCUGGUUUUACAUUAUCCGAAUCCAGAGAAUAGGUUCAAACUAGAGGAAAAACAAACACCAUCCUAUGGCCUUAUUCUUUUCCUAACACCAUCCUACAUAAGUACUGAUAUUUAUGAUCAAAUUGGCUCAUGGUCAGAAUAGUAGAGACAUUCUGGGUAUGUGUUUUGGUUGUGGCAGUUGAAUUGACAAGUUUAGGUCAAUAUCAGGUCAUUAGACAGGUUUUCAUAUGUGUCCAACACUCCCUGAUAUUUUCUUAAAAGCUGUGGAGGAUUUAAUCACAUUUUACUUACAAAUGUGCAUCAUGCUAAGUGUGUGGUUCAAAGGACAAAAGUAGAAUGACAUUUGUUUGGUAUUCAGUAUGCUGGCAACAUUUUAUAUAGCAUAUUCUGAGUUAUUCAGGUUGCCUUUGCUUGCUAUUUGCACCAGUAAAAUUAAAAGAUUAUCUUUUUUUUUUUAUUUAA
Messenger RNA from Electrophorus electricus (electric eel), 3873 nucleotides. RefSeq names its product carnitine O-acetyltransferase b (gene cratb). Lineage: Eukaryota; Metazoa; Chordata; Actinopteri; Gymnotiformes; Gymnotidae. Gene Ontology annotation, molecular function: carnitine O-acetyltransferase activity. The record is from RefSeq and is a predicted model, not a curated record. Gene Ontology annotation, cellular component: peroxisome. Gene Ontology annotation, biological process: carnitine metabolic process, CoA-linked.